CAUGGGGCGGCGGCAAAGACUCAACGAGUGGAUAUUUUCUGGCUGGUAGACAGAUGUCAUGGUGGCUCGUUGGACUAUCGCUUUACGUGACCAACAUCGGAAGUUCGACCUUCAUCGGGGUCGCGGGAACUGCUUCCGUUUCAGGUUAUGCCGUCAUAUCUUAUGAAUACUAUGCUCUGAUGGCGCUAUUGUUUCUCGGGUUCGUAUUCGCACCAGUCUAUUUUGCAGCUGACAUCUCGACGGUACCAGAGUAUCUUCAGCUUCGCUUCGGCGGGUAUCGUCUGCAGACCUUCAUUUCUGUAGUCAACCUGACCGUUGCCAUAGUUAUCAUGCUUUCCGGCGAGAUGUACGCCGGCUCGAUCGUCAUCCAACAAGCUCUGGGAUGGAACAUUUACACAUCCGUCAUCGUUCUCCUCUUCCUCACCGCCAUCUACACCGUGGCCGGUGGCCUUAAGGCGGUCAUCUUCACCGACGCCCUCCAGGCCGUCGUCGUGCUCAUCGGCGCCUUCAUCCUUAUGGGCCUAGCAAUUGCUGAAAUUGGUGGAAUCGGGAACCUCCGCCUCCUGUACAUGACCGCCAUUCCGAACACGACGCAGCUCUACGCCAACACCUCAUGCGGGAUACCGACCGAGGAAACAUGGCAUAUCUUCCGCAAUGCCAAGACGGCGGACCUACCCUGGCCUGGAGUGGUCUUCGGCGUGUUCAUCCUCGGUCUCUACUUCUGGUGUACGAACCAGGUUAUUGUCCAGCGAACCCUUGCAGCUAAGAACGUAACACACAGUAAAGCGGCAUGUAUCAUGACAGGCUAUUUUAAGAUUCUACCCAUGUUUCUUAUGAUCUGGCCUGGUAUGAUCAGCAGGACAUUGUUCGCAGAUGAAGUUGCCUGUGUGGACCCCGAUGUCUGCGAGCAAGUUUGUGAUAACAGGGCCGGGUGCUCAGACAUCGCCUACCCGAAGUUAGUCGUGGAAUUAAUGCCUACAGGUUUGAAAGGUCUAAUGUUGGCCGCCAUGUUGGCAGCUAUGAUAAGUUCGUUGACCUCCAUUUUCAACGCGUCCAGCUCGAUGUUCGUGCUCGAUAUCUGGUACAAGAUCAGACCAACAUCGACCGAACUGGAGCUCGUUAUCGUCGGAAAACUAUGUACGUUGGUGCUGGUAGUUGUAGGAGUACUCUGGAUCCCCGUCAUCCAGGCCUACGGUUCGGGGGAACUCUUCGUCUAUGUCCAAUCUAUCCUCUCAUACUUGUCACCCUCGGUGCUUGCCUGCUUUACAGCAGCUAUCGUCUGGAGUAGGGUCAACGAAUUUGGUGCUUUCUGGGGCAUGCUCGCUGGGUUUUUAGUUGGCCUGACGCGGUCUAUUCUCGAUUUCGUGUAUGGAGUGCCCUCUUGCGGCCAACCAGACGACAGGCCAAAUAUCGUCAAAAAUUUCCACUAUCUUCAUUUCGCUGCUUUCCUCUACGCAUUCUCCUUCAUACUCAUUUGCAUUUUCAGUCUCUUCAAACCAGCUAUCCCAGAAAACAAGUUGAUUCGGCUGACUUGGUGGACAAGGCAUUCGAAGCUACCUCGAGCUCCCAUGUCGGACGAUCAAGAGGAGAAGAAGAAGAAGAACGAUCUGAUAAGAGAGGAGAAGGCCAAAGAACAGGCGCUAAAGGCCCAAAGCCGAACCGGCUUCAAGUGGAAAGCAUGGAACCUCCUUUGCGGCAUCAGCGGCUCACCAACAGACAUUGAAGAGAAGGAGGUACAGGUGGAGGAGAAGGAGGAGAUGCAAAAAGCCACAGCUGAGGAGGACCCACUGUGGCAGAACAUCGCCGCGGUCAACGGGAUCAUACUAGCUGGCGUCUGCGCAUUCCUCUUUGGCUAUUACGCCUAAAACCCGGAAUCCUGCAUCCCAGCAUCGCAGCUCACGACGGAAUUGAAUCACAAUGAAUUAUGAAAACUAUCAGAUUACCAAGUUUGAAUCGAUUGUGACUGUUGUAAAAUCAAAUAUAGUAGCUUCUAUAUCGCUUAACACUUACUUUAUCAGAAUUUUCUCAGCGCUCUACAGUAAUGCAGCAUAUUACGGUGACUUCAGCGGAGCAGCUGUUACGCGCAGUGCGUUUCAAAGGGGAAAAAAUCAUACCAGGUACCCAUUCAUCUCACCUGGGUUGAGUGCAGCACAUUGUGGGGAACUUUCAGACUGAAGGAAAACACGACUUGGAAUCGAACCUACGUCCCUCAGAUUGAAAGACGAGAGACAUAACCACGAGACCACGACGUUCCCAAAUUAUAAAGAAAGAAAUACGUUUAAAAAUCUACCCGUGAAUGAAUAAUAAAACUCUUGGACAAAGUUGGCACUGGCAUGGGAAGGUGUGCUUUGGGGGCUCUCUAUCUUUUACUAGAAAACUAUGAAUUAUGCCCUCUCAUCUAAUUAAAAAAAGAUAUUAUUAUGUAUGCAUCAAAGAAAUAUGGUAUGCAUCAACGACUAUUCUCUAUAACUGCAUAAGGAAACAAAUAGAAGAAUGUUGAAGUAACCACUGAUGCGAUAUGAAAGAGAGUGUUUGAAGUAAAACGUAUUCGAAAGAGAAAAAAAUAGGUCGACAGAAUGCCUUUGAUGCUCAAUAAAGUCGAGAUGUAAAUUUGUACAAAACCUGUAUUAUAAAUUUUGUUGUAUCAAUUUUAGUUUAAUAUCUUUAUACCGUUAUAUACCCUAGUUUCAAAGCCAAAGCGCACUUGUUGAUUCUUCCAGAUUUAAUCGGUACCUAUAUUUUCAUUAAACCGUAAGAGAGAGUUAAAAAACAUUUUCCCCGCAAUAUGAGUUUUCAUUCAAGAGAUGUAGGAUUACUGUAUUUACCGGAAUAUAGCACUUUGUGGCAAAGUGUGGUUCCAUGAUACCGAAAUAUUGUUAUUUAACGCAAUUGAAAGGCCCGUAUUCUGAAGUCAGGUAUAACUUAGACCACGGUCUUACUCUGUGCUGACAUUAUGAGGAGCCAAAUAUGAAAAAAUUAUGUUUAUAUUGUAUAUUUUUUAGGACUACUACUUUGUUUCCUUUUGCUUUCAUAAUGAAGAAAAAUACUUCAGUUAUCAUUCCCUGACAAUUAUGAACAAUUUGGGUGUCAUUAUGAGUCAGUAAUUUGUGCUCCAAUUGGCUCUCCAUAGUUAAACCGCAAAUUUAAACCAUGCAGGGUUUAAUUUAAACCCGAGUUCAGAAUACGGGCCGAAGAAUUGAACACAGAAAAUAAAUAUUAAAAAAAAUAAACAUAUAUAUUGUUUAAUGUAACGUAGUUUUGUAUUUAGAAUACCACUGAAAUAUGAGAGGUGAAAUUUAUAGGUGUAUGAGAACUAUUUGACAAAAUAUUAUUGUCAGCUUUCAUGUGAUAUUUAAUUUCCCCCGACCCUGAAAAUAAACUGGUAUAAUAGGAGAAUGCCAUGCCAUUUGAGGAUAUGUAAAUAUGAUAAUGUUUGUAAUAUAACUCUUUCUACAUACUCGAGAUAGAAAAGCAACCGAAUAGAAUUGAACUCUGUACGAAAUCUGAAAAUAAUCAUGAUAUAAAAAAGUUAAACACAUAAAUAUCUAGAAAUGGAAAUUGAAGUAAUUUUAAUUUGACGCUCAUGAUCCUGACAACACACAAAAAUUGUGUGCAGGUCUAACUGUUCAGACCAUGGACCUAUGAAGAGAUGGACAUUCAUCGCUUAGAUAAUGAAUUCACUAUUAGAUGACUGUAAUUGUCAUCUGAAUAACAUUCUCUUCAUACUAGUCUUCUUUGGUCCUAUGAUCGUCUCCGUGAGAAGGGACUGAAGCAGUUCGUGACUGGACAUUUAUAUUUCACAAAUUAUAUGCGCAAUAGAUAACAAAUCACUAAAGUCAUGGAAAAUCGAUGUGCAGUUCUUGUUAACCUUUGGUACUCUUAGUUCCAUGUGUUUUAUUUGGGGAAAUGUCUACAUAUUUUAAUAGAGGCAAUAUUGUGAUUGAUUGUUUACCAUUCAAAAUUUAAUUUUCCCAAGUUUCGCCAUAAUAAUCCAGAUAUACGUGGUACAUAACAUUUAUAGAUCGUGUAUCUCUCAAUGUUAUUGAGGUCCUUAUGUGUGAGCGGUAGUUAGCGGAUCGAAUAAUAUCGUAUUUUAUAUCAUAAAAAUCGCCUGCUUCUCAAGUUUGCUGCUCCAAAUAUGAAGCAUGUUGACUGAAAGGCACAUGCUGAAACAGGGUAUCAGCCAACAAAAAUCAAGACCGAGAAACUGUUCCGUCUUUGGGUGAUCAGAUACGCCUUGGUAGUCAUGGUAAUUGCUAUUGUUACAACACCUGUAUAUUCUCAUUAAGAUGCGCAUAACCAGGCGACGGUGACUAUCAUUGGACAAAAGAAAUGCUCGCGUUAAUCGUCCAUCUCUCCAUAGGUCCAUGAUCAGACUAACAUAUACAUUUCUUUGAAUAUGCAUGUGCAAAAUAACGGUCGACUAUGAUAGAACUGUUUUAAAUUUGUUAAAAAUUGAUAAAAUAUUCAGUGUGUAAAUAUUGUGUUUGUCACUAUGGGAUUUGAAAAUUCGAAUAAUAUCGUAUAGUUGUAUUAUAAUAAAGUUCUGCAAGCAAAGUAUAAAAUUCUAGAUGCAAGCAUUUUUACCGUUGAAACUGAACUAUAAACAUGAUGACUAUAUGUGAAAUCAAUAUGUGAACUACAAUUAAAAUUCCUUUACU
Molecule: messenger RNA, 4661 nt
Organism: Lytechinus pictus (painted urchin)
Lineage: Eukaryota; Metazoa; Echinodermata; Echinoidea; Temnopleuroida; Toxopneustidae
Product: sodium/glucose cotransporter 4-like
Exons: 13
Coding region: 54-1865 (603 amino acids)
Biological process (GO): transmembrane transport
Cellular component (GO): plasma membrane
Molecular function (GO): D-glucose:sodium symporter activity
Source: RefSeq, a predicted model, not a curated record